AAUGGGCUGACACCUUUGCAUUUAUGUGCUCAAGAAGACAGAGUGAAUGUAGCAGAAAUAUUAGUUAAAAAUGGUGCAGAAAUUGAUCCACAAACAAAGGCUGAAUAUUCACCUUUACAUGUGGCUUGUCAUUUUGGUCAAAUAAAUAUGGUUAGGUUUCUCUUACAACAUGGUGCAAAUGUGAAUUCCACAACUUCUUAUGGUUAUACACCUCUUCAUCAAGCUGCUCAGCAAGGCCAUAAUUUAAUUAUUAACUUGUUGCUGGAAAACCAAGCAUCUCCAAAUAUCGUCAGCACUCAAGGACAAACUCCAUUAUCUAUUGCACAGCGUUUGGGUUAUAUAUCUGUAGUGGAAACUUUAAAAGUUGUAACAGAAACAGUCGUUACUACGACAACGACGACGGUGAUUGAAGAGAAGUAUAAAGUAGUUGCUCCAGAAACAAUGCAAGAAACUUUCAUGAGUGAUUCGGAAGAUGAUGGCGGUAAGAUUGAAAUUAUUUUCUAA
Molecule: messenger RNA, 504 nt
Organism: Centruroides sculpturatus (bark scorpion)
Lineage: Eukaryota; Metazoa; Arthropoda; Arachnida; Scorpiones; Buthidae
Product: ankyrin-3-like
Exons: 3
Molecular function (GO): protein binding
Source: RefSeq, a predicted model, not a curated record